Messenger RNA from Geodia barretti, 869 nucleotides. NCBI's taxonomy places the organism in Eukaryota, Metazoa, Porifera, Demospongiae, Tetractinellida, Geodiidae. The record is from the annotation of a GenBank genome assembly.
AUGUGUACCAAUGGCCAAGUCCCUAACUCUGACAGGACUGGUUGCGGGUGUACACCUGGCUACACUGGACCAUCAUGUGGCCAAUGUGCUGAAAACUUCCUCAAGUCGGGAGGUGCGUGUGAUCCGUGUCCAUCAGGAAGUGCUCGAGAGGUUGGAGAUGACAUGAUAUCCUGUACCUGCAACGGGAACCUUGUCAACGAUGAAUCGAGUCCUACCACCACCACCACCAUCUGCUCAAUGUGUGCAACUGGUUACUACAGAGAAUCCUUCAAAAGCCCAACUGAACCUUGCAACUUGUGCAACACCAGUUAUUUCAGGGUAGGGGGGGAGUGUCAGCCAUGUCCAGAAGGCAGUAGUAGAAACAUUGAUGAUCCUGAGGGUUCCUGCACCUGUAACUCAGCUCUGGUCACCAGUGAUGGGAGUAUCUCCACCUACGAUGGUCCUUGUAACAACUGUCCAAAGGACAUGUUACUACACGAAGGAGACUGUGUCAUGUGUCCUGACUUCAGUGGCAGAGAGCUCUCCAGUCCUCCAGGUGUCUGUGAGUGUGGGACUAAUGCAGCGACUCCUGUGAACGGUUCCACUUCCACCAGUGACCCAGACAGAGGAUGUACAGGUCUGUAAGCAUUAUGUGUGUGCAUUCUAUGAAUUGAUAAGUGCCAUGAUACACGAUACAAUCUUGUUGUGUGAGAUGCAACUGUAUGGGUAUGAUAAUAGUGUUCCACAUGUUGCGUGCCCCCAUACAUUUGAAGUGGCAUGUGUUUAAGUCUCACACGACAGAGUUGAAUCAUGUAGGCCGUAGCUUAAAAGCUGCUGUAUUGGUUAUCUCAUCUAUUAUAUGCAAUAUCUCUUCCAGCUUGUAUCGAUGG